Messenger RNA from Striga hermonthica, 825 nucleotides. NCBI's taxonomy places the organism in Eukaryota, Viridiplantae, Streptophyta, Magnoliopsida, Lamiales, Orobanchaceae. The record is from the annotation of a GenBank genome assembly.
AUGCAGCCAUAUUUUCCAGAGGCCGUGCCUCAAGAAAUUGCUGAGGUGCUAGUGCAUGACGUGCCCCUUCAGCCAGAAUUCAAUGAUGGCUGUAAAAGUCGAGGAAGAAGCAGAUGCUUGACCUAUGCUUGGAUAAAGUCCCAAAUGUCUGGGUGUGUUUAUGGGAAAACAGAAUCGGGAUUCUAUCAAAUGAAGACAUUAACGCUCUUUCACAAGAAGACAUUGAGUCCUUGCCUCUACAUUUUAAUGGAGUUGUAUUCCAGGUGGUUGCUCUAUUACAAUCUGAAUGCAUGCUUGCUUAAUUUGAUCAUAAUUAUUGAAAUUACCGUUUUCUUCUGCUGUUUGUCAGAUUACCUUGAGGACUUGAAGUAUUUGGAGUUUUUUUCUCCGAUCUUGAGAAGGUUGAGACACAUUCACUCCAAAGGUUUUAUUCAUGGUGACAUGUCGCUGUCGAAUGUGUCUGUCGGCAGCGGUAACACUAUCAAAAUAGGGGAUUUUGGUCUUGAUGGGGGCUUUGUGAAAUUCUCAAAUUCCGAUGGAAUAAGACUGUAUAAGGCUCCCGAGAGGGUUUUUUGGAGUUGGGUGGACAUGAAGAUUGGCAUGUACAGUCUCGGCAUCAUAUUCUUGGAAAUAUUGCAUCCUUUUCCAACGGCCUACGAGAAGCAAAACUUCAUUGACAACAUGAAGAAAGGCAUGGUCGAAGAGGAUCUGGUAUAUGUGUACACGCCCAUCAUCCGAAGAUUGAUUUCAAAUGAUCCCAAUGAGCGGCCGGAUGUGGCUCAGGUGAUGGCAAAGUUUGAAAAUCUUGUUUUCGGCAUCCCAUAA